AUGAGUCACUCUGCGGACCGCGUGAACGUGACGGUACGGCCGGGCCUGGCCAUGGCGCUGAGCGGGUCCACCGAGCCCUGCGCGCAGCUGUCCAUCUCCUCCAUCGGCGUAGUGGGCACCGCCGAGGACAACCGCAGCCACAGCGCCCACUUCUUUGAGUUUCUCACCAAGGAGCUAGCCCUGGGCCAGGACCGGAUACUUAUCCGCUUUUUCGCCCUGGAGUCCUGGCAGAUUGGCAAGAUAGGGACGGUCGUGACUUUUUUAUGAUUGGGCACGGAGGGAUCCAGGGCAUCUGUGAGCUGGCUGCUUCUUCCAGAGAGAUCUCCUGGCAGAGUGAGGGCCUGGUGAUAACCAGCUUUGGAUUAUCCCGCAUGCAACAUUCCUGUGAUCACAUAAUCCUCUUCUUCGUCUUCAUAUGAAAUAAAUGAAGAGAGCUUCCUCAUUCAAAAAAAAAAGAAAAAAAAAAAAAAA
This is a messenger RNA of Symphalangus syndactylus (siamang), 471 nucleotides long. RefSeq names its product D-dopachrome decarboxylase-like. Gene Ontology annotation, molecular function: phenylpyruvate tautomerase activity. The record is from RefSeq and is a predicted model, not a curated record. Lineage: Eukaryota; Metazoa; Chordata; Mammalia; Primates; Hylobatidae.